AAACAAAAGCAGCCAAGUCGGUGAAGACUAGAAACGGGUCAUCCGCCGAUACUUGAGCCCAUGCAUGCACGUUGAAAGGAAUAACGACCGUCAUUUGGACCCCGAAAACCUGGACGUGUAUCUAAAACUCAUCAUCUUUGGUUUGUGGGUCUGCUCUGUGAGAAACUGACGAAAGCCACCGAAAAGUGCCGUGGGAAAGCCUAAAAGGGUGAUGCCAGCGACCAUGGCUGUAUCUUCACAGGUGGCAGAAUCAUAGUGGUAUCGAUCGUUGCCGUGGAGACCGAAUAGUUGCGGUGAUCGUUCAGCUAGAGUUGACUGUUGGGCACGGGUGGGUCAUGGCAUUUACGGCUCUCCUACCUACCUACUGGUUUGAUACAAGAGACGGCUAGUGAUCCUGCACCAGGGGAUUCUCGAGGCUUGUGGGGUGAGAGAGUUGUUUUCAGUGCUACCUGCAGUUGAAGAUCCCGGUGCUUGGACAUUGAUGAGGGGGGCGGAAUUUUGCAUGUUGAGAGUGUCAGUGCUUCGUUGCCACUCCGGAUUGUUAAAAUAGCCGGGUAAUUUAGAAGGCAGGUCUCGGAAGGGUGAGCAGUGUGUCUGAGCGUUUUUGUGUGACGCUUGCUGAGCUCUGUGUGGCUGUUGAUGUUUUUUUAGUUUUAGUUUUUAGUUUUUUGGUUUCUGCGUUGCUACUGACGACUGAAGGAGUAGUGAGGAGAUGCAUGUGUAGAAGGUCCAUAAAUGGUGUGAUGCAACGAGCCUUACCGUGAAGAUUCAAUCGGCAUCGGGGAUCUUGGUUUUUUAUCCCACCUUUUAGAUUGAGCGGAUACGUAUUGGAUCAAUUUACAACUGGUUCUUGAGAUAGUUGAAUUUCCCAGACAAAGGGUGGAUGUGUUUUGGGGGUAGUUGAUAGGUUGCAGCUUCUGUUCUACUCCAUGACCAUUUCGGAGAUUGAGGCCGCAUUAUCUCGUUUUUAGUGUCUGAAAUUGUGAACCUCGUUUCAAUCACACAAUAGUAGAAGAACUAGAGUCUGCAUUUACGGUACGUUACGAGUGACCAAAAACUGAGAUCAACUCGGCCUUUUCGAGAUUCUCAACGUCGACCUCAGAGCAUGGGGAGAACUCCUUGUUGUGACAAAAUGGGGCUGAAGAAGGGACCCUGGACACCUGAUGAAGACCAGAAGCUCGUAACAUACAUUCAGCGCAACGGACAUGGCAGUUGGCGCGCCCUUCCUAAACACGCUGGACUUUUGAGGUGUGGCAAGAGCUGUAGGUUACGGUGGACGAAUUAUCUUAGGCCUGACAUCAAGCGCGGCAGAUUUUCCUUCGAAGAGGAGCAAGUCAUUAUUCAUCUUCAUGGCAUCCUCGGGAACAGAUGGUCGGCCAUUGCAGCGCAUCUCCCAGGACGCACAGACAACGAGAUUAAAAAUUAUUGGAACACGCACUUGAGGAAGCGUCUCUUGCAGAUGGGCAUAGACCCCGUGACGCACAAAGUGAGAUCCAACCUGCUGAUCGAGAACUUGGAUCUGAAGCCUAUGGUGUCUUCCACUUUGAGUCACAUGUCACAAUGGGACAGAGUGCGGAUGGAGAUGGAAGCUCGUCUCUCAAGUGAUUAUUUUGCCAAAUCAUCAGCACAUGGUGCAGCUAUAUUCGAAGCAUCUGGCACAUCAGCCAGUUUUAUCAAGGCACCUAGCGACUGUUCAAUGCGCUCCUGGAAGACACAAGUAUCGGAGUCGCUUCUACGGCGUGACUUCGGCGUGCUUGAGAAGCUCCCUCCUUGCAGCAUGGAUUUGCAAACUGUUCUACAAGACUGGGAAGAUUCACUCCAUUGCCAACCUAUGGAGCCAGGUUUGUACGAUUCCCAAAUGCGCGCCAAGACGCAUUCUGGUAGCCAUAGCGGUUACUCACAAACUCCCAGAAACGACAAUUGUUCAGGCACGACAGUGACUGAUUUGGCGGCCCGCUUCGAGACUUUCCCCAGCUUUCACCAAACUUCGCCAUCGCCAUCCCCACUGCCACAAACUUCUCAAAUCUCCGACUCAUUCACUUCUUCCGGCACAAAGCUCUUCCCUGACCUUCCUAAACCAAAUUCUCUUCCCUCGAUGAUCCCAGAACACUUCUCGCCGACGUCGACUCUUUCCAGUCCCUUCGGCACCUCACCCAGCGACUUCAUGGUUCCACCUCCAAGCUCCAAUUGCGAGAUUGCUUUCUCGACUUCUCCCCCUCUUCAACUCCCCAGCCCAACAUUCUGGACAUCCCUGUCGGCACCAACCACAAUGGGAGCGGGUGAUCUUCAGCUUCCAUCCGAAAUUCCUGAGCUGCUAAUGGAGCUCCACGCCGAACCUGCUGUGCCAGAUCUCAUCGUGGCGACUGUCCCUACAACUACGGCAGGUACUCCAGGAUGGACAUCGCAACAGGGGCUGAUUGAAAGCAAGGAUUACUGGGCCAAUAUGCUGCAUCUAGUUGGCCCUCCUGCAUCCCAACAGCUUUCCACCUUGCUCUCUACCCCAGCGAGGCUCACCCGGUGACAUGAUCCAAAAAUCAGAGCAAUCUCUCCACUUGUCACAUCACUCCUUCAUUAAUGGGUGCACAAACCGCCAAGGAUUGGCAUCAACCACCUCAUUCUCGCAAUUAGUCGUCGCAGCUCGACAGCAGAAGGUCUCUCAUUGUGCUGCUUUUUGCAGUGGCCAUGGAUUUGACGCAAUGGGCUGGUUGUGUAACUCGCGCAACACAAACCCCUUCACAGGAAGGGAAUCCACAUGCGGCGAUGGUCUUCAUUCCUAAAAACUGAUCAGCUGAGGAAACUUGCAACCGAAUCUGCAGUGAGCUGAUGAUGGGUGCCGUGGUUGGUACCCAUGGGCUAUGCGAGAGUGACAGGGGCUUGCAGUAAGGCAACCAGAUGUUCAUAUUUCUUGCAGGAAACUAUAGGAUAUUGAAACACUCUGUAACAUCAUCAAUCCCAGGGCGUAACACAGCUACACAUCCCCUUUGCUAAGGGGGUCAGAAGAAGCGCAACGUUAGUUCCAAGGGCAUAGCAUUCAGAGUGAUAUGCCCCAGAUAAACACAUGUUGGGAGGUAACUGAUUCUUUAGAAGGAGCCAGCUUUACUGGUUUUAGGACGCUAGCUCCUGCGCAUAUUGCAAAUAAAUUAGCGCUUGUACAGCGUGAUUUAUGUGAGUUCAAGUUUCAUGACUGCCUCACUCUGGGCACUUCAACUUACAAUUUUAUUUUUUGUCUGUAAUCCUAUAUAGCAACGUUGUCUUGGUA
This is a messenger RNA of Physcomitrium patens, 3259 nucleotides long. RefSeq lists its product as uncharacterized. The record is from RefSeq and is a predicted model, not a curated record. NCBI's taxonomy places the organism in Eukaryota, Viridiplantae, Streptophyta, Bryopsida, Funariales, Funariaceae.